This is a messenger RNA of Drosophila takahashii, 1815 nucleotides long. It is a transcript of the gene Rep, whose product is annotated as Rab escort protein. The record is from RefSeq and is a predicted model, not a curated record. Gene Ontology annotation, molecular function: GDP-dissociation inhibitor activity. Gene Ontology annotation, biological process: vesicle-mediated transport; intracellular protein transport; protein geranylgeranylation. Gene Ontology annotation, cellular component: cytoplasm; nucleus; Rab-protein geranylgeranyltransferase complex. NCBI's taxonomy places the organism in Eukaryota, Metazoa, Arthropoda, Insecta, Diptera, Drosophilidae.
GACUACAAUCAUGUCGGAUGACCUGCCGGAGCAGUUUGACCUGGUGGUCAUAGGCACAGGCUUCACCGAAUCCUGCAUUGCCGCUGCGGCCAGCAGGGUGGGCAAGACGGUUCUCCACCUGGACAGCAAUGAGUACUACGGGGAUGUGUGGAGCUCCUUCAGCAUGGACGCUCUAUGUGCCCGUUUCGACCAGAAGGCCGAACCCCAUUCCACAUUGCGAAAUGCCAGCUACACCUGGCACACCAAGGAAAAUGAGCCGGAAACAGGCGAAUCUACUUGGAACCGGGACUCUGUGCUGGCCAAGUCGCGUCGCUUUAGCCUGGAUCUCUGUCCACGCAUCCUCUAUGCCGCCGGGGAGCUGGUGCAGCUGCUCAUCAAGUCGAACAUCUGCCGCUAUGCUGAAUUCCGUGCCGUGGACCAUGUCUGCAUGCGCCACAACGGUGAGAUUGUCUCCGUGCCCUGCUCCCGCAGUGAUGUCUUCAACACAAAGACCCUGACCAUCGUGGAGAAGCGGCUGCUGAUGAAGUUCCUCACCGCCUGCAACGAUUACGGCGAGGACAAGUGCAACGAGGAUUCGCUACAGUUUCGGGGGCGUACUUUCCAGGAAUACCUACAGGCGCAGCGGGUGACCGAGAAGAUAUCGUCGUGCGUGAUGCAAGCCAUCGCCAUGUGUGGCCCCACCACCAGCUUUGAGGAGGGUAUGCAGCGCACACAGCGGUUUCUGGGCAGUCUGGGUCGCUACGGCAACACACCCUUCCUGUUUCCCAUGUAUGGCUGCGGGGAAUUGCCGCAGUGCUUCUGCCGCUUGUGCGCCGUAUAUGGAGGUAUUUACUGCCUGAAGCGAGCUGUCGACGACAUUGCCUUGGACUCCAAUUCGAAUGAAUUCCUGCUGAGCAGCGCAGGCAAAACGCUGCGCGCAAAGAAUGUGGUCUCUGCCCCCGGCUAUCCACCAGUCUCGAAGGACAUUGAGUUGAAGGCCCACAUCUCACGUGGCCUGUUCAUAUCGUCCAGUCCCUUGGGCAACGAGGAACUAAACAAGGGAGGUGGCGGUGUCAAUCUCCUCCGACUGCUCAAUGCCGAUGGAUCACGCGAAGCCUUCUUAAUCCAACUGUCGCACUACACUGGAGCCUGCCCCGAGGGAUUAUACAUCUUCCACCUGACCACGCCAGCUUUGAGCGAGGAUCCUGCGGCCGAUCUAGCUUAUUUUACUAGCCAACUAUUUGAUCACUCAGACGCACAAAUCAUAUUUAGCUCGUAUUUCACAAUUGCUGCCCUUACUAGUAAAAGUGCCGCUGCAGAGCACAUUUACUACACAGAUCCGCCGACCUACGAGCUGGAUUACGACGCGGCCAUUGCCAAUGCUCGCCACAUAUUUGGUAAACUUUUCGCGGAUGCAGACUUUUUGCCACGAGCCCCGGAUCCAGAGGAGAUUGUGGUGGAUGGCGAAGACCCCAGUGCCUUAAACGAACAUACUUUGCCCGAGGAUUUGCGGGCACAGCUACACGAUAUGCAGCAGGCAACUCAGGAAAUGGAUAUACAAGACUAGAUAAAAUGCAGAAUAAAAUCAAAACAGGGACUCCCUCUUGGAGUCCAAAUAUCUUUUGACGGGAGCAGACCUUUUUCAAGUUAAAUUUCGAAACUUAAUAGAUCAAAGGAAAGUUUAAUCGAUUGUAUACAAUUUUUGCUUCAUAUAUUCCUAUAUAUUUAUUAUGUAAAUUAUUUAUAAUUUCUAAAAGUACUAGGUAUAUAUAUAUGUUUAUAUGUGAGUGCUUCUGUGCAUUUUGCUUUGAGAAAUAUACUUUCGAAAAAUAUGCA